AUGCCGAGUCCGACGAAGAAGCGGAAGCUCAACAAGGAUGCAAGUGGCCCAACAUCGCGUGGUCUUGAGUAUUUCUUCUCGAAACAGAAGCAAGGCGACUCAUCGGCUGCUUCUACACCGCCACAACUAAAGCAGGAUGUGGGCGAGGCUCCCAAAAGUGAACAGGAACUCACCGAUGAGGAGCUAGCCCGGAAGCUUCAAGCUGAAUGGGAUAGCGAGGUUCAAAAUACAGAAACUCUUUCGGCUGAGUCUCAGCUAGUUCUGCGUUGUAGCGCAAGCCCAGCUCUCGAUCCAAGUUCUACCGCUUCAGCUCAAGUCGCGAAAUCAGCCGCCACGCCCGUGAAGAAACACGCUUGCAAGUACAGGACCGAAGACUCUCACGCAAUCAAGGAUCAAGAUAGUGGACACUCUUGUGAAUUUCAUCAGACUUAUCACUCAGACGGAUCCCGAAAGUCUCCUCCCCGCUGUUUGGCUAGCGACAAACGCCAUUUCGCCGCCCUACAUUUCCUUGGAAUUGGGUCUUGUGGGUCAGCCAUAUCCAAAGCUCUGAAGCAAGUUUGUGGGCUCAAUGGACCCUCGCUAAAGAAUCUCUACGACAAGUACGGCGAUGCGGGAGAUGUGGCCUUCGAAGCCAAGAAGAAACAGAGCUUCACGCUUCGGAAGCCGAAGCCGCUGACCAUCAAGGCUGUCUACCAAUCUCUGGUCAAGAUUGCCAACACCCAAGGUCAGGGCAGUGGUGAAGUGAAACAGAGAAUCGUCGAUCGUCUGCUUCAAGAUGCAAGAGGUGGCGAAGAAAGCAGGUACAUUGUUCGUACACUUUGCCAACAUCUUCGUAUCGGCGCUGUCAAAACCACGAUGCUAAUCGCGCUUGCCCGGGCGUUUUCUAUCACUUCCCCUCCUGGUGCAGAUUUUGCUGUCCGCGACAGGGGCAGCCUCGCCAAGUUGAAAAAGGAGGAGCUUGUAGAGGUUUGGGCAAAAGCGGAGGAGAUUGUAAAAGCCUGCUUCGCGAAAAGGCCAAAUUACAACGACCUUGUACCCAUUCUUCUCGAGAUUGGUGUUUGUGAUGAGCUUCUCCUCCGCUGUGGGCUCACCCUGCAUAUUCCCCUCCGACCCAUGCUUGGUAGCAUAACGCGAGAUCUUACGGAGAUGCUUACCAAGCUCCAAGGCGGGGAUUUCGCCUGCGAGUACAAGUAUGACGGUCAGCGUGCCCAGAUUCACUGCGACGUCAAGGGAAAAGUAAGCAUCUUCUCGAGGCAUCUUGAACUGAUGACGGACAAGUACCCCGACUUGGUUGCCCUCAUGCCGCAGAUUCGGGGUGAAGGUGUCGACAGCUUUGUGAUGGAGGGAGAGGUUGUGGCAAUCGACCGGCAGACGGGAGAUAUGAAAAACUUCCAAGCUCUGACCAACCGCGCCAGAAAAGAUGUCGCAAUCGGGAGUAUUCAAGUCGAUGUCUGCAUGUACUCCUUCGACCUGAUGUACCUCAAUGGGGAGCCACUACUCGACAGACCUUUCCGCGAAAGGAGAGAGCUCCUUCGGUCGAUGUUUAUCGAGGUCCCCCACCAGUUUACAUGGGUCAAGAGCCUAGACGCUACUUCGCAGGAUUCCGAUGCAGUGCUCGACUUCUUCAAAUCUGCUACCGACGUCAAGUGCGAGGGUAUCAUGGUUAAGAUUCUGGACAAUUUGACCGAGAUACCUUACCAAGGGGGCGAGGUUGACGCCCCUGUGGAUGAGAUGGAGGAACCACAUACACCUUCAAAACGUAAGGUUACGGGGAAGACCGCUGAGAAUGGCGCGAAAAAGAAAACGCGACGUAAACCGCUGCUGGCAACCUAUGAGCCCGAUAAGCGACUCGACUCAUGGCUUAAGGUCAAGAAAGAUUACAACGCAAGUUUCGACACCAUUGAUAUGGUCCCUGUGGCUGGUUGGCAUGGCCAAGGGCGCAAGGCCAAAUGGUGGUCGCCGAUUCUGCUUGCUGUCCGCAACGAAGACAGUGGCUCGUUUGAGGUUGUGUGCAAAUGCAUAUCAGGCUUUACCGAUACCUUUUACAAAGCUAUAGGAUUUUAUGACGACGUAGCGGAAGAAGCGGCGUUGUACAAAUAUUCGUUCCUCAAAGCCUGCCUUUAUUGAGUACUCCGGACCGGAACCCGGAUGUCUGGUUUGAGCCGCAGGAGGUUUGGGAGAUGGCGUUCGCGGAUGUCACGCUCAGCCCGACAUACACAGCAGCAAUAGGCUUGGUGAGCGAGGAGCGAGGCUUGAGCUUGCGAUUUCCGAGGUUCUUAAAGAAACGCGAUGACAAAGGCUUGGAUGAGGCGAGUACGAAUGAGUUCUUGGCCUCACUCUUCAGGAAACAAGAAUUGAAGACGAUACCUGCGGCAGUAGAUGCGGCAGAGGAUGAAUGAUUCUCAGCCUUACCAUCAAUGAUGAGGCGAUACGAAGCUCUGAGACCA
Verticillium alfalfae VaMs.102 is the source of this 2447-nucleotide messenger RNA. Its product is annotated as DNA ligase. Gene Ontology annotation, biological process: DNA recombination; mitochondrial DNA repair; lagging strand elongation. NCBI's taxonomy places the organism in Eukaryota, Fungi, Ascomycota, Sordariomycetes, Glomerellales, Plectosphaerellaceae. The coding region runs from base 1 to 2127 and encodes 708 amino acids. Gene Ontology annotation, molecular function: DNA binding; ATP binding; DNA ligase (ATP) activity. Gene Ontology annotation, cellular component: DNA ligase III-XRCC1 complex. The record is from RefSeq and is a predicted model, not a curated record. The transcript is spliced from 3 exons.